Molecule: messenger RNA, 1338 nt
Organism: Aspergillus terreus NIH2624
Lineage: Eukaryota; Fungi; Ascomycota; Eurotiomycetes; Eurotiales; Aspergillaceae
Product: OSBP family protein
Exons: 7
Coding region: 1-1338 (445 amino acids)
Cellular component (GO): cytosol; membrane; intracellular membrane-bounded organelle
Molecular function (GO): sterol binding
Source: RefSeq, a predicted model, not a curated record
AUGUCCGCUGACUGGGGUUCCUUUUUCGGCAUCUCAGGCACUCGUUCGUCGCUCGACGAACCCAAGCCUGAAACCGCCAGCGGCGAUGACGAAGUCGUCGAACCCGACCACGGAAAUGUCCUCUCUCACAUCAUUUCUCAGCUCCGACCGGGUGCCGACCUGAGCCGGGUCGUCCUGCCCACCUUCAUCCUUGAGCCCCGGUCCAUGUUGGAGCGGAUCACGAACUUCAUGGCCCACCCCGAGACUCUUCUCCCAAUGCCUACCAUCGAUGACCCGCUGGAACGCUUCGUCUCCGUUGUCAAGUUUUACCUGAGCGGAUGGCACAUCAAGCCCCCAGGCGUGAAGAAACCGCUCAACCCCAUCCUCGGCGAGACCUUUACUUGUUACUGGGACUACCCCGACGGAACCCGCGGAUACUAUAUCGCCGAACAGACAUCCCACCAUCCCCCCAAGUCGAGUUACUUCUUUAUGGCCCCCGAGCACCAUAUCCGCAUCGACGGCACCCUCAAACCCCGCAGCAAGUUCCUAGGCAACUCCGCCGCCAGUAUGAUGGAGGGGAUCGCCAUCCUGCGCUUCCUGAACCGCGGGAAAGACAAGCAGAAGGGGGAGCGAUACAUCCUGACUCAGCCGAACAUGUACGCGCGCGGUAUUCUCUUCGGAAAGAUGAAGUAUGAGCUGGGUGAUCACAGCUACGUUCGCUGCCCGGAGAAUAAUCUCGUUGCCGACAUUGAGUUCAAGACCAAGGGAUACUUCUCCGGCACGUACAAUGCCAUCGGAGGGACCAUCAAAAAUGAGGCGACCGGAGAGGUGUACUACGAGCUGUCUGGUAUGUGGAACGGCGAGAUGGAUAUCAAGGACGUUCGGACGCAUGAGAAGACUCCUCUUUUCGACGCAACCCACGCCAAACAUACGCCGCCGUCCGUUCGCCCCAUCGACCAGCAAGGCGAGCGCGAGUCCCAGCGCUUGUGGGCGAGCACCGUCAAAGCGAUCAUCGCCCGCGACCAUGAAGCUGCCACCGACGAAAAGACCAAGAUCGAAGACCGUCAACGAGAGGAAGCCGCCAAACGCGCCGAGGAUGGGGUUGAAUGGCAUCCGCGACUCUUCCGUCGCACCCAGGGCGGGCCUGGCGGGCUUGACGAGGGCGAGGAGGAUCUCGACUGGAUCAUCAACGCUGAGAUCGAUCCACACAAUGCCGAGGUCGCCACAAAGCAGAUUCUCGCGAUCGCACCGAUCCUAGACGGCCAGGUUGAGUCGACCCAGUUCCAAAUCCCCCCGCACCACCCCAAGUCUGACGGUGCGACCUCCGACCAGAACGGCGCCAGCGAGAGCUUAAUAUGA